Messenger RNA from Trichoderma aggressivum f. europaeum, 1362 nucleotides. RefSeq lists its product as uncharacterized. The transcript has 4 exons. The coding region runs from base 1 to 1362 and encodes 453 amino acids. Lineage: Eukaryota; Fungi; Ascomycota; Sordariomycetes; Hypocreales; Hypocreaceae. The record is from RefSeq and is a predicted model, not a curated record. Gene Ontology annotation, biological process: ergosterol biosynthetic process; acetyl-CoA metabolic process. Gene Ontology annotation, molecular function: hydroxymethylglutaryl-CoA synthase activity.
AUGGCCGCUCGUCCUCAGAACAUUGGCAUCAAGGCCAUUGAGAUUUACUUCCCCAGCCAGUAUGUCGACCAGGUCGAGCUCGAAAAGUUCGAUGGCGUUGCCGCUGGCAAGUACACCAUUGGUCUAGGCCAGACCAAGAUGGCCUUUUGCGACGACCGUGAGGAUAUCUACUCAAUGGCCCUCACCGUCACCUCAAGACUGCUCAAGAACUACAACGUCGACGUCAACUCCAUCGGCCGCCUCGAGGUUGGCACUGAGACCAUCCUCGACAAGUCCAAGUCGGUCAAGUCGGUCCUGAUGCAGCUGUUUGGCGACAACACCAACAUUGAGGGCGUCGACACCAUCAACGCCUGCUACGGCGGCACCAACGCCUUCCUCAACAGCGUCAACUGGGUCGAGUCCUCCGCCUGGGACGGCCGCGAUGCCAUUGUCGUUGCCGGUGACAUUGCCCUCUACGCAAAGGGUGCUGCCCGCCCCACCGGUGGCGCUGGUGCCGUCGCCAUUCUCGUUGGCCCUAACGCUCCUAUUGUUGUCGAGCCCGGUCUGCGUGGCAGCUACAUGCAGCACGCCUACGACUUCUACAAGCCCGACCUGACCAGCGAGUACCCCGUCGUCGACGGCCACUUCUCCCUCACUUGCUACACCAAGGCCCUCGACGCCGCCUACCGUGACUACUGCAAGAAGGAGGCCAAGCUGGCCAACGGCACCGCCAACGGCGUCGACGAGUCCAAGACGCCCCUGGACCGCUUCGACUACCUUGCCUUCCACGCCCCCACCUGCAAGCUGGUCCAGAAGUCGUACGCCAGACUGCUGUACCACGACUUCCUGGGCAAUGCCGAUGCCGCUGCCUUUGCCGAGGUCGCCCCUGAGCUGCGUGACAUGGACUACGAGAAGUCCCUGACCGACAAGGCUCUCGAGAAGACCUUCAUGACCCUCACCAAGAAGCGCUACCAGGAGCGCGUCAACCCCGCCAUCCAGGUGGCCACUCUGUGCGGCAACAUGUACUGCGCCAGUGUCUGGGGUGGGCUCGCCAGCUUGCUGUCCUUUGCCGACAGCAAGGCUCUCGAGAACAAGCGAGUUGGUCUUUUCAGCUACGGCUCUGGUCUCGCCGCCACUUUCUUGUCUCUCCGCAUCGUCGGCAGCGUCGAGACCAUUGGCAAGACUCUGGACAUUCCCGCCCGUCUGGAGGCCCGCCGCGCCGUCCCUCCUGAGACUUAUGAUGAGAUGUGCAACCUCCGAAAGCAGGCUCACCUCCAGAAGAACUACACCCCCAAGGGCGAUGCCUCCACCAUCGCCCCCGGCACCUACUACCUGGAAAAGGUCGACGACAUGUUCAAGCGCGAGUACUCAGUAAAGGCCUAA